UGCUCAAUUGCUCUUCUUAAAUGUGUAUUUUAAACCUAAACACACUGCUAACAGUAAGCCUAAACCUAACCUUGGACUAAGACCAAACUGCACAUUUUUGUUUUCAUACAUUUUUACGAUAUAGAUAUGAUCAUUUAGACUUUGUGGGUGUAAUAUCUAGUGGAAACCCAGUGAGAGGGACGUGAAUCAUCUGGGGUUAACAAGAAUAAUUUAUGUCGAACGAAACAGUCGUAUUUUGUUGUUUAGCAAGCUAGCUGGUAAACUGUAACAACCCUGUGUCACAUACACUCACCCUCUGUAGUAGCUGGGACACGAGUUGCAGAAAUGACAGAGCUACGGCACCGGGGAACGACUGAAAACGACCUAUAUCAACAAUCCGAAGACAAGGGAUCUGAGAAUGAGGGGAAAGCAGAGGGGGUGUCUGAAAGCGAGACCAAGCCUGAUACAGGGCUCCCGGAGGUGCCUGUCCCUGCUGAUGACACCCCUGAGGUUCUCAAUAAAGCCCUAUCUGGACUGUCCUCACGAUGGAAGAACUGGUGGGUGCGAGGGAUCCUGACUCUGGCCAUGAUCUCCUUCUUCUUCAUCAUCAUAUAUCUGGGUCCCAUGGUGCUCAUGCUGAUUGUGCUGUGUGUGCAGAUCAAAUGCUUCCAGGAGAUCAUCCACAUCGGUUACAGUGUGUACCACUCCUACCACCUGCCCUGGUUCAGAACGUUGAGUUGGUACUUCCUGCUCUGUGUGAACUACUUCUUCUACGGAGAAACGGUGACAGACUACUUCUUUAAUCUGGUGCAGAGGGAGGAGCCGCUGCGCAUCCUCAGCAAAUACCACCGCCUCAUCUCCUUCGCUCUGUACCUCACAGGUUUCUGCAUGUUCGUGCUGAGCCUGGUGAAGAAACACUAUCGUCUGCAGUUCUAUAUGUUUGGCUGGACUCAUGUAACUCUGCUGAUCGUAGUGACCCAGUCCCACCUCAUCAUCCACAACCUGUUUGAGGGAAUGAUCUGGUUCAUCGUGCCCAUCUCCUGUGUGAUCUGCAAUGACAUCAUGGCCUACAUGUUUGGCUUCUUCUUUGGACGUACUCCACUCAUUAAGCUGUCUCCUAAGAAGACCUGGGAAGGAUUCAUCGGCGGAUUCUUUUCUACUGUUGUGUUUGGGAUCCUGUUGUCCUAUGUGAUGGCAGGCUACAGCUUCUUUGUGUGUCCAGUGGAGUUCAACAGCGACCAUAACAGUUUUGAGGUGGACUGUGUGCCCUCUGAUCUGUUCCAGCUACAGGACUAUGCCCUGCCGGCCACCCUCGAGUCCCUCACUGGAUGGCCCACAGUGCGCCUCUACCCAUUCCAGAUUCACAGCAUCUCCCUCUCUGCCUUUGCCUCCCUCAUGGGACCCUUCGGAGGCUUCUUUGCCAGCGGCUUCAAGAGGGCCUUUAAGAUCAAGGACUUUGCCAACACCAUCCCUGGUCACGGUGGCAUCAUGGACCGCUUCGACUGCCAGUACCUCAUGGCCACGUUCGUCAAUGUCUACAUCGCCAGCUUCAUCAGGGGCCCUAACCCUGCUAAGGUGGUUCAGCAGCUUUUAGCCCUGCGUUUGGACCAGCAGCUCAACAUCUUCAACUCUUUAAAGAGCCACUUGAUAGAGAGGGGUCUGCUGGAGGAUGUAGCCUAGGGCUCCCACGGUCAGCCCAAGGUCACCCUACUGGGCACAUAGAGAGGAGGGCAGCGCCUGGCACCAGAAAGCCCUGGAGGUGUGGGAGAAGAAGUGUGGUGCUCGUAUGAGCAAGAACACAUCUGAGAAAGUAACUAAAUUCUUUGGGUUAUUCAAUUUUCUGUGUGACAGAGGGAGGGAGUGUAUAUAGUAUGAAAGAAAGUGUGUCCUAAACUGUUUUCCUUUGUCAGUGCUUCAGGUUGUUUUUGUGAGUAAAUUUGUUAGCUAUAGUAUCUACAACACAGUGAUGCCACUUGAUCUGUGUACCACAAUGAGGUCAGGUAUACAUGUGUGUGAAUAUUUUAUGGUACAUAUAUUUUAUUUGUGUUUUAAUGCACUGCUCAAAAUAGUCACACUGUAUCGUCCUCUUCAUCUGCCACAAUUUUAUUUGCUUCAUUCAUCGUAAUAAUUGUUUGUAUUUAUAAUUGUUUAUUUUACCUUUUAUUUAACUAGGCAAGUCAGUUAAGAACAAACUCUUAUUUUCAAUGACUGCCUAGGAACAGUGGGUUAACUGCCUUGUUCAGGGGCAGAAUGACAGAUUUUUACCUUGUCAGCUCGGGGAUUUGAUCUUGUAACCUUUUGGUUACUAGUCCAAUGUUCUAACCACUAGACUACCCUGCCACCCCACCUAUUACAUAAUAUGUGUGGUUGAGUUUUUACAUUGAAAUCUUCCAUUGUAUCCCUGUUUUGUAUAGUUAGUCAAUGUGAAUUUUACCCGGUAGAGGUUCACUCUGCUAUUGGCACGUCAUGCUGCAUAUCUGUGUGUUUCUGUCUCUGUUACCAUGGAGUGCGUCCCAAAUGGUACCCUAUUUCCUACAUAGUGCACUACUUCUGACCAGAGCCCUAUGUGCCCAGGCAUCAUCAAUAAGAUUCAGGCGCGGCUGGUCAGGGGACCGGAAGAUAAUUACAAAUCAUCUGUAGACUGCAAAUUGACCGCAAGAAGCCCAAGCAGAAAUAAUAUUUGACUAAAACAUAAUAAUUUAAAACCUUGCUUACAUUUGUAUAAGAUCACAUAUAUUUCCAAAAUUAAAAUCACUGAUUUGCUGGUGUUUUAAGUCAUAUGCCCCCCAAAAACAUUUUUUGCCCAUGGGACAAAUUCAGCUAGCGAGCCUCCAGUUAGGGAACCCUGAUGUAGGGAACAGAGUGCCAUUGUAGACACAUGCUUCACCUGUAGCUUCAUUCACACCCAGCCACACCGUUCUAGGAAGUGGACUGUCUAAAUUGGGGGAAAAACACCACUGGAUUUGACAGGAUUAUUGACUAUCAUUAUUGCUACAAAAUGGAGGUUAGUAAAACAUUCCCUAGGAGCAAUAGAAUACAUGUUUGAAAGUGUAAAAUGACAAAAGGAAUAGUAUAGGAAUGUAUUUUACAAUAUAUUUCAUUGCCAUGUAAUAUUCUACUACAUAAUGGUCUGCCUUAAUGUUAAACUUAAUUUAAAUCUAUUGUGAUCUCCUUUUGGUGUGGGAGUUGGACAUCAGGGUUUCAGCUGUGGUUAUUUAUUUUCCAAUCAAGUUCCGUUAUCAGAGAUGACGAUGUGUGAAGGGUCCUUUCAGUUCACGCUGGAUGACAGCCACCAGAGUUUUAUAUAAAGUACCAGUCAAAAGUUUGGACACACUUACUCAUUCAAGGAUUUUUCCUUCAUUUUCCUAUUUUCUAGAUUGCAGAAUAACACAUAUGGAAACAUGUAGUAACCCAAAAAGUGUUAAGCAAAUUCUUCAAAGUAGCCACCCUUUGCCUUGACAGCUUUGCACACUCUUGGCAUUCUCUCAACCAGCUUCAUGAGG
Molecule: messenger RNA, 3482 nt
Organism: Oncorhynchus gorbuscha (pink salmon)
Lineage: Eukaryota; Metazoa; Chordata; Actinopteri; Salmoniformes; Salmonidae
Product: phosphatidate cytidylyltransferase 2-like
Exons: 13
Coding region: 325-1659 (444 amino acids)
Cellular component (GO): endoplasmic reticulum membrane
Molecular function (GO): phosphatidate cytidylyltransferase activity
Source: RefSeq, a predicted model, not a curated record